CAUUUCCUUUCUAUACUACAGAUCUAUGGAAAGCAGUACGACAUAUAUUUCCGGGUAAAAAUAUGAAGGGCUGUAACUUCCAAUGGUCAACACAAGUUUACAGACAGAUCCAGAAAGCAGGGUUAUCAGCAGAGUAUAAGAAGAAGGAGGGUAUCUAUCGGUGUCUACGCAAUUUUAUGUGUCUUCCAUACUUACCGACGGAGCAUAUCAAGCCAUCCUUCGAGAAACUGCGAGAGUUUGCAGCCGGUGCCACAGAACCCGUGAAACGUGUUAUUUCUUACAUUGACACCGCCUGGAUUUCUAGUGCGCAGUGGGGUCCCGAGAACUGGUCGGUCUAUGGUCAACAAGUUCGUACUAACAAUGAUGUGAAGGGUUGGCAUAGCAGAAUCACUGGUAGGGCUGGAUGGUUCAAACUCCCGGUGUAUGACCUUACUGUACUAUUGUUUAAAGAAGCCGGAUGGGUGGACUACGAGAUACGUUGUGUGAGCGAGCACAUGACUUCAAGAUACCAAAGAAAGAAAUAUGUGCAGAUAAACAAAGAACUGAGCCGUGUAUGGGAUGAUUAUGCGAAACGUAAUAUAUCGACAUCCGGGCUACUGAGGGAAGUCAGUGACAUCACCGGAACUGGGCGGUAAAAACAGGAAAUAUCUACAAGAAGUGAAAAAGUGGAAUAGACUGUGCGAGAGACUGUGAACACUCUCUUUGGGUAUUUUUAUUAUUGGGUCCUCGGACAUGCCAGUCCAUCCUCAUGCUUUUAGUGCUAACUUAUAUAUAUAAUGUUCAUGCAUAUGUUUAUGUAAAGCCCGACAGUGCGUUUUGGUAAUAGCUAAAACGAUUUCUAACUGAAUAUGUGUAAUUUUCCGUAAUAGCCUCAAGCGACAUGUCUAUGAUAUGAUUUAUAUAAGCUUCCUUUGCAUAGAAAACUUUUCUUUUGUACACCCCGAAGAAAAAAUGUUUUUAAAAAAGUGUAAGGACUAUUUUUUUCUUCGGAGUUAUUUGUGCUACGAAUGUUAAGAUAAGUCCUUCAUUUCAUAUGUGCUUUGAGAAUAUUCAGUGUAAUUUUCUGGAUAUUGCUAGUGCUUUCACUCAGUUCUACAUGUAUAAUUUGUUGUAAAUAUGGUGUUGAAUAUGUUCUGUGUGCGUAGUGUUCUGUAAUUGAUGUAAUAUAUAAAUAAUAAUGGGUGCGCUAUAUGUUUAUGCCAUUUAUGUACAUGUAUAUUAUGCAUUAUUCAUGUUAUUGUAUGUUAUUUGUCAUGUCUGUUGUAAAUAUGUAAUUGUCUCUGUUUUGUAAUGCGCUAUGUUAUAUGUAAAUUGUCAUGUCUCUUGUAUAUAUGUUAUUGUAAAUCUGUUUUGUAAUGUAUUAUCUUAUA
Molecule: messenger RNA, 1370 nt
Organism: Ruditapes philippinarum (Manila clam)
Lineage: Eukaryota; Metazoa; Mollusca; Bivalvia; Venerida; Veneridae
Exons: 2
Coding region: 63-635 (190 amino acids)
Source: RefSeq, a predicted model, not a curated record